Messenger RNA from Symbiodinium sp. CCMP2592, 804 nucleotides. The record is from the annotation of a GenBank genome assembly. NCBI's taxonomy places the organism in Eukaryota, Dinophyceae, Suessiales, Symbiodiniaceae.
AUGGCAGCCCAGAUCUCCAACCUGGCACACCGUGUGCAGCAAGUCGUGUCCAAGAUCACAACCGAGGAGUUGGACCCUAUAACGUUUACCAAUGUCGAUCGAAAAGAGGACCAUCUUCUGGGAGUUCGGAACACCUUUGUGGACUUGAGUGAUUCACCUUCACUGCAUCAGUGGUACAAGGACAUCAGAGGCAUACGCUCAUGCCCGGUCAGCGAGCAUGGUGAUGACAGGAGCGUAUGUGGUGACGCUCACGGAGACGAAGACAAUGCCUGGCAGACACCAGAGCCAUCUCCACGUUCUGGCCAUGAGGAGGAGAAGCCUCAGGUUUCAGCACCCUUAAACGCGACAAAGGCAGCAGAGCCCAGGACUCCGCUGAAGAGUGGUGCAAGCCCCUACCGACCAACUGUGGCGAGACCAUCUUGCAGCACGACAUACUAUGCCACGCCACCGCCCGUAGGAGCCAGAGGUCCGUUCUUCGUGGCAGAGUACCACGGCAGAGUGCAAGCUUCUUCGCUCCACUCGCAGGUUCAGGAUCAACAAAUCUCAGCAACUUCGCCGACGUACUUGGUUGCAGAUCACCGAAACGUUACGAGGCCUUGCCAGUCAGGGCCACCAGUUCUGGGUUCGGAAGCGCUUCCAAGCAUUGGGUCUGGUGCUCACGCCACAGGUGAAUGUCGGCCCUGUGCCUUCUUCCACAAAAACCGUUGCGUCACAGGCCGGACUUGCCUCUUCUGCCACCUCUGUGAUGCCGGUGAGAGGAAGCGCCGACUGCGACUUCAGAAGGUCAAGCAUGCUAAAGCAUGA